AUGGAUUCGAACUCGAACUCGAACUCGAACUCGAAUACGACUACGAAUUCCCUCCCAGCAAGUUUAUGGGGCAAGAAGGGCGAACUCGUUCGACCACCGGCUCAAUUUCGAAAUUUCAUCUCUCGAGAUCCCGGGGCAAGGUUCCCUCCAGAAGCGAACAGAUACCAUCUAUACGUGUCUUAUGCCUGUCCAUGGGCUCACCGAACGUUGAUCGUCCGGAAACUCAAAGGUCUCGAGUCUUUGAUAUCGGUCACGUCGGUGCACUGGCACAUGUCACUGACGGACAGUUGGCGGUUCGUCACACCCGACGAGAAACUUCCAAUGGACGACUGUACUCCUGACCCUUUGCACUCGGACGUCAAAAGACCCAAGGAGUUGUACCUGAGAGCCAACCCGGAUUACCAGGGACGAUUUUCCGUUCCCGUGUUGUGGGACAAGACACUCGAGACCAUCGUGAGCAACGAGAGUAGCGAAAUCAUCCGUAUGCUUUACACCGAGUUUGACGACCUUUUGCCGGAAGACAAGCGAGCCGUGGAUUUGUAUCCUGUGGAAUUGAGGGAGAAGAUCGACGAAGCCAAUGGUUGGACAUAUGAGAAUAUCAAUAAUGGAGUUUACAAAUGUGGUUUGGCCAAAACACAAGAAGUGUAUCACGAAGCCGUCAGCAAUUUGUUCAAUCAUUUGGACAAGGUCGAAUCUCAUCUUGCUUCACGUAGCAGUCCUGGACCUUACUAUUUCGGUGCCGAGAUCACAGAGGCAGAUAUUCGGUUGUAUGUCACCAUGAUCCGAUUCGACCCGGUCUACGUGUCUCUUUUCAAGACGAACAAGGGCAUGAUUCGGUAUCAAUACCCUAACAUCCACAAAUGGUUGAGGAACUUGUAUUGGACCGUGCCGGCUUUCAAGGACACCACCAGUUUUGAGCAUAUCAAGAACCAUUAUUUCGUGAGUUUGACCAUUUUGAACCCGGCCGGUGUCGUGCCCGAAGGUCCCACGCCACAUGUUUUGCCGUUGGAGGCACGAAACUAG
This is a messenger RNA of Exophiala oligosperma, 1023 nucleotides long. RefSeq lists its product as uncharacterized. The record is from RefSeq and is a predicted model, not a curated record. Gene Ontology annotation, molecular function: glutathione transferase activity. Lineage: Eukaryota; Fungi; Ascomycota; Eurotiomycetes; Chaetothyriales; Herpotrichiellaceae. The transcript has 4 exons. Bases 1 to 1023 code for a protein of 340 amino acids. Gene Ontology annotation, cellular component: cytoplasm.